AUGGCUCAGCCCGAGACGGCCCUCUCUCCUCACUCUCUCUCAUUCUUUCUGCCUCGAUUGUCUCAAAAAAAAUAUAUUCUUUCUGCCUCGAGCCCUCACCCUGUCUCCAGCACCGCCGCCGCCGACCAAUCCCGGCACGCUCCGCCGCCUUUCUGCACACCCACAGCUGCGGCCACCGCUGGGACUUCGUUGUUCCAGGUCGCCGCCGCGCGUGGCCGUCGUCCCCGCGCCGGCGCGAUCCUCUCCUUCACCUCCGCGGCCGCGGCCGCCCCGUCGUCUUCGUCCCAAGGGAGCCAGCGCAAGGAGGAGCACAGGCUGGACUGGUGCUACCUGCUGGACGAGGACAACCGCCACAUCUUCCUCCACGAGCUACACCCCCUCCUCGCCCAGGCCCAGCAGACCACCACCACCGGCAGCAGCAACAAUGCCUGUGUCGUCGCGUGCGGCGCCGCCGCCGCCAAGGACCACCUCUUCAAGGGGUCGCAGGACCAGCCGGGCCUGGUCACCAUCGCAAUGGAGGAGAUCCUCCAGUUCGCUGCAUCCAUCAGCGGUGCCGUCAAGGUCUCAUCCUACCUGGUGGUCCAGGACACCCACAUCUUUGAUCUGCUGGAGCCCAAGGAGCAAGAGGUUCUGGUGCUGGAUGAUGCCCAGGGGAAGACCCAUCUCAAGGGCCUGUCCAAGGUUCAUGUGAAGUCAAUUGAGGAUUUUUUGCAGUUGGGUUGUUUUGAUGGAAACCAGGACAAGCAGCAACCCGCUAAACCUUUUUCUACCCAGCAGCGACCAACUAAAGCUUCUUCUACCCAGCUACCCACCAAGGGGCAUCAAGGGCUCAUAUCUAGCUCUGAUCAGGACGGCAAAGAACGUGCUGUGGCCAAGAUUAACUUUCUCAGCCUCACAGACUAUGUAGAUCCCAAGCAGAAAACUGGCAGUGCUCUGUCGAGCAACAAGACCAUGUACACCUUGAUGAAUGUCGUGCAAGCGCUCAACAGCAACCAGAACUUUGUGCCCUAUAGGCAGAGCAAAGUUACUCGUAUUUUGCAGGAUUCUUUGUGCAAGACGAGCGGGGCUGUGGUGAUCGCCUGCUUGGAAGAAGUUUCCUGCCAAGAUACAAUCUCUACUCUUAGCUUGGCCGCACGCUCUAGUCAAGCGGCUAAUGAGCAAUGCCGCAGAUCCGUAAGUGUUACAAGUUUCAAAAGAGCAGGUGUUAACUCAUCUGCAGUUGCUAAAAGCUCCUCAAGGCCAAUUCUUUCUUCUAUGCACCAACCAAAUCCCGUGGCAGGGAAGCAGGAUCUGCCCCAAUGGAAUGUGGGCGUAGUAAAAGCAAUUGACAAUAAGAGGUUAACACCUAGAGUCUUUCGAGCAAUGAGCAGCAAACUGCUGCCGCCGGCGGCUCUGCCAAUCCCCUCCAUGGCCACUACCACCACCCUUGCUACCGCCGCCGCCGGAACCACCACCAUAUCCUCGCUCGGCCAAGAUCAACUCCUCGAGAUCUUCCUCCGCCUGCCGAGCUUGCCGGCCCUCGUCCGCGCCGCGCUCACUUGCCGCUCGUGGCUCGGCGCCGUCCGCUCCUCCCGGUCCUUCCGCAGCCUCUUCCGCGCCCUCCACCCGGCGCCCCUCGUCGGGAUCUUCCUCGAAAUCAACGAGGGCAGCGUCCGCUCCUUUGCCCCCUUCUGCCGCUCAGAUCCCGACGUCAACGCCGCACUCCGCCGCGGCGACUUCUUCCUCACCUCCCUCCCUGCGGAGGACGACGACGACGAGCACGCGUCCUGCUGGAGCAUCAUGGACUGCCGCGACGGUUACAUCCUCCGGUGGAACAUGGUGUCCGUCGCUGUCGUGAACCCCAUGACCUGGGCCGUGGACAUCAUCCCGGUGCCCGAGGAUGCUUGGGAAGUGAGUGACCGUAAGUUCACCCUUUGUUUCCAUCUGCAGUUUUCAGAGAACCCCUGGCCGUUCCACGUGGUCUGUGUGUGCACGCAAGUGUCUAGGGUUCGUGCCGCCAUCUUCUCGUCGGAAACGAGGGAUUGGGACGUCCACUCCUGGAUGGAAAUCGGUGGUGAAUUCAACAUGCAAGACAGUGUUACCACUCUGCUGGGUGGUUCUAUUUAUCAGUCUCUCUGUGGCGAAGGACGCGCGAUCAGGAUAAACAGAGCCACCAUGGAAGUCUCCUCUCUGUAUCUACCCUCGCUGGCAACGGACGGUGAUUCCAUGGUUGGGGAUACCGAGGAUGGAAAGCUCUGCAUGGUCUAUGCAUCAACUGAUGAUCUUCUCCAUGUUUGGAUCCGCAGCGGGGACGGCGAUGGGAUUGAGAGCUGGGUGCUGCAGGACAUAAUCUCUUUGAGGGCAGAAAUUGAUGAGGAGUGGCAGGACCAAGUCAGAAUUGUGGAAGUCAGGUCUGGACGCGUGUACUUCUCCAUGACGUGCACACGUGCUUUCACAGAGGACAGCUGGUUCUUCUACCUUUCAAUUAAGACCAUGAAGAUUGAGUUCCUGAUGCAAGGCAUGUCUCAUGACAAUGCAUAUCCAUAUACUAUGGCUUGGCCUCCUUGUUUGAUUGGUGAUGACAGGAGCACUGAACAUGAAGUCCGCGGUUGUUUGCUGAAGUCCAGCAACCCCACCAAGCUUACUGAACAAGUGCAAGCCCUGCAGAGGGACAAGGAGAUACUCAAGGCCAGUCUAAACAAAGCAGAGGAGGACGUAAGAUUACUCAAGACCAGUCUAAACAAAGCAGAGGAGGACGUUAAGUUGCUAUUCGAGGAGAACAGAGCUCUUGACGAAGCCAACAAGAGGCUGCUGUGCUUGCUGGAGAAGGAGCAGAAACAUCGGUCUGAAACAAAGCAGCACUCUGCCACUAAUCCCACCAAGAAGUGCAAGUCGUCGAGCCCCGUCGGGCUGGCCAUCGAUUUCAACAGUGCGGAUGCGUCGAGGCAGCCCUUGCAGCCAAACUCUCCAGACUGCAGGGUGCAGAAGAAGUGAAGCCGGCCGGGCUGUGGCUUCAACUGAGCAUCCAUCCCGUAGCUAGGCAUCGUCCAGGCUGUGGCUUGCUGGGUUAAUUUGGUUGGUUCUUGUCCUCUGUCAUGUAGCCUGCAUUUUCCACUUCCUUCUUCCGCUUGUCUUGGUAGCUGCCUGCCUGUGUCUUAUCAUGAUGCUUUGAUGAGAAAAAUUAGGAGUGUUAUCAUACUAGUUUCGUGUCUGUGAUGAGCAUGCAUGUAAGAGACUGUUAUGGUAGCUCUAGCUGAUUCGACCAUUAUCAUGUCCAGUUGAUCAUGUCUCCAUAUUAUUUCUCUAUGU
Triticum aestivum (bread wheat) is the source of this 3288-nucleotide messenger RNA. RefSeq lists its product as uncharacterized. NCBI's taxonomy places the organism in Eukaryota, Viridiplantae, Streptophyta, Magnoliopsida, Poales, Poaceae. Gene Ontology annotation, molecular function: ATP binding; microtubule motor activity; microtubule binding. The record is from RefSeq and is a predicted model, not a curated record. Gene Ontology annotation, biological process: microtubule-based movement. The transcript is spliced from 10 exons. Bases 1 to 2973 code for a protein of 990 amino acids.